Salarias fasciatus (jewelled blenny) is the source of this 1339-nucleotide messenger RNA. RefSeq names its product tubulin polymerization-promoting protein family member 2 (gene tppp2). The transcript is spliced from 4 exons. Gene Ontology annotation, biological process: microtubule bundle formation; positive regulation of protein polymerization; microtubule polymerization. Gene Ontology annotation, molecular function: electron transfer activity; tubulin binding; heme binding. The coding region runs from base 149 to 685 and encodes 178 amino acids. The record is from RefSeq and is a predicted model, not a curated record. Gene Ontology annotation, cellular component: microtubule. NCBI's taxonomy places the organism in Eukaryota, Metazoa, Chordata, Actinopteri, Blenniiformes, Blenniidae.
GCUUCUCUGCAUCUCUCCAUCUUUGUUGAGAGUCUGGGAGUGGCAGGAAGGGAGAAAAGCAGAGAACAAAGCCGGAGGCAGAGGAGGACGAGGUCAAGCAGGAUUUUCCUGAUUAUCAUCACAGCAUCCUUGAGUUUACGGCUACAGCAUGGCUGAGGGCUCAGCGUCUCCAGCAGAGGUGGAGGGCGCCUUCCAGAAGUUUGCCGUCCAUGGAGACUCCAAAGCCACGGGAAAGGAGAUGAAUGGCAAGAACUUCGCCAAAAUGUGCAAAGACUGCCACAUCACCGACGGCAAGAACGUCACCACUACAGAUGUCGACAUUGUUUUCAGCAAAGUCAAGGCAAAGUCUGCUCGUGUGAUCACCUUCGAGCAGUUCAACCAGGCCCUGGCUGAGUUGGCUCCGAAGCGUUUCAAAGGCAAAAGCAAAGAGGAGGCGCUUCAGCAGCUCUACGGUCUCAUUGUCGGGAAGGAGCCCGCUAAUGUCGGAGUCACUAAAGUGGCAAAGGCUUCAGCAGUGGACAGACUGACCGAUACAAGCAAAUACACUGGGUCACACAAGGAGAGAUUCGACGACUCGGGCAAGGGAAAAGGAAAAGCCGGACGUGAGGACAUCCCAGACACCAGCGGCUACGUGUCGGCUUACAAGGGCAGCGGCACUUAUGAAGACAAAGUGAAAGAAGCCUAAUCUAUCCAGGAAAUGAUGAAAACUUUGUCACACCAAAGCCUGAACCAAGGGUACGAAAGAAAGACCCAAAAAGUAUUUUUCAGAUAAAUGAAAUUAGUUAAUACAGCAUUUUAAAUUACAUGUAGCAUGUGAACUGCAUAUUUUCAGUUGUUUUGCAGGGACCAAGUGAUAACACUGUUUGCCUUGAUGUAUGACUCUGCUUUGCACUGUGCACCACUAACACCUUAUUGCCUUAUUGAAUAGUCCCCCACUAAUGCAAAUACUUUAACAUGAUGUGCUGCUUCACUCAGUUACCUCGAUGAUAAUCAAGCAGGAUUCAGCAAAUAGCUCUAUAUCAGUAACUUGAUUUUCUGAGGUCGUCACGUCACCAAUCAGUGCCCUUUAUCAGUUUUCAUACAUUUUGUUAUUAUUGUGGAUGGUUAUAUUUCGUAGAUUAUAUACCAUCUAUACAUUUCCGGAAAGAGUCUACUCAUGAAGCUAUUUUGUAGCGACUAUAGUCUCACAUAGUCUGUUCUAGGUCAUCUUAAUGUAGUAAACAUUUUGUGUAGGUUUCUUUUCAUGCUGAAAGAACAAACUGUGUCCAUUAUCUUUCUGAAUGAAAACGGAAUGAAGAAGACUGAAUGUAAAAAUCCAAAUACAUAUAUUAAAAAGGGA